UGAGAGACGAAUUACAUUUGAAGUUUUGAACUUUGUCCAUAGUUGUGAGGGAAAUUAUUUCCAAGGGAUUUUGUCUAAUUGCCCCUUGAAUAUAAGUAUACUUAUAAACUGAGAAAAAAAAAAAGAAAUUUACAAAGAAGUGUAGACUAAGUCAGUCAACUUCCUCUCUCUUUCAGUAUUAUUGCAUCUGGAAUUUUGUAGACAUGGUCGGCCAACUAUGAUGUUGACAUAUUGUUCAUGCUGAGAAACACAAACAGAAAACUGACCUCAGCCAAUUAUUUGUGCUGCUCACAUGCACAGUUACUACUUACUAGUGGAAGCUGAUAAGAAAAUGAAAAGUGUCCACACAAAUUUGGUGGUAAUUUCUUCUCUGACUAAAGACGCGCACUCCAAAUUUGAAAAAAAUACAUCACUUAGUUGAGAAACAAAUAGCAAGAUAUUUGUUUCUUUAAUUAUUAUCAAAGUUGCUGUGAAUUUCAAUUAGUUGAGAAAUGGCAGAGGCUUUCGUUCAAGUAGUUCUUGAAAAGCUGAGCUCAUUGAUCGAAGGUGAGAUUGGUUUGAUUAUGAGUGUGGACGAAGAGAUGAAUAAGCUCUUCAGCACACUCACCACCGUUCAAUCCGUGCUCGAAGAUGCCGAGAUGAAGCAACUUGAAAGCAGAGCCAUACAGAACUGGCUACUGAAGCUCAACGAUCUUACCUAUGAGAUUGAUGACAUCCUGGAUGAGUGUGCUACGGAAGUCUCUACGUCGAAGCAUAAAAACAGCAAAUUAAGUCGCUAUAGCUUGAAGAAAAUUCUCUUCCGACGCAAAAUUGGAAUAAGGAUGAAGCAGGUCACUGAGAAACUUGACGCGGUUGCUGCAGAGCGUGCAAAGUUCCAUUUGCGUGAGAUGGCUGUAGAGAGGCCUAUCAAAUUUGAUGCCACGCGUGAGACUGGUUCCGUUUUGAAUGAGUCCCGUCACAUUUAUGGCAGAGAAGAAGAUGCACAGAAGAUUGUGGAUAUCCUGGUCAACCAAGUCAAUGAUAAUGAAGAAAUCUCCGUGUUGCCCAUAGUUGGCGUUGGAGGCCUUGGCAAGACCACUCUUGCUCAAUUAGUCUACAACGAUCCACGGGUCGUUGAACAUUUCGACAAACUAAUUUGGGUUUGUGUCUCCAACAAUUAUGAUAUCAAGACUUUGUUGAAAGCCAUGAUUGAAUCUGGGGGUGGAAGUGCUUCAGAUUUAAUGCACUUGGAUACUUUACAGCGCGUACUAUGGGAGUUGCUAAACAACAAAAGAUAUUUGCUUGUACUGGAUGAUGUUUGGAACGAGGAUCAAGAGAAGUGGUCUGAAUUAAGAAAUGCAAUGUCGUGUGGCUCAACUGGGAGUUCAAUUAUUGUCACUACACGCCUCAAAAAGGUUGCUGAUAUAAUGGGAACACUUCCACCACAUUACUUAAAGGGAUUGUCAAACGAGCAUUGUUGGAUGUUGAUGCGUGAACGAGCAUUUGGACAUGAGAAAGAGGAAUUUCCAAGCCUGGAAGCUAUUGGGAUGCAAAUUGUGAACAAGUGUGCUGGUGUUCCUCUAGCUGCUAAGGCGCUCGGAGGUCUGUUGCGGUUUAAGAGGACUGAGAAAGAGUGGAAUUAUGUAAAAGAAAGUGAAAUAUGGGAAUUACCUCAUGAAGAAACUCUGAUACUACCAGCCUUGAGAUUGAGUUACCAUCAUCUCCCUUUAUCAUUGAGACAAUGUUUUGCUUAUUGUGCAGUUUUUCCCAAGGAUACUUUUAUCCGGAAAGAAGAGUUGAUCUUUAUGUGGAUGGCGCAUGGCUAUAUUUCAUCAAAGGGAGCAUUGGAAGUGGAGGAUGUUGGCAAUGGCAUAUGUAAUGAGCUAGUUUUGAGAUCGCUCUUGCAAUACGUUCCACAUACAAAUAACUCAACUCUUAUUAUGCAUGAUCUUGUUCACGAUCUCGCCCAAUCAAUCAUGGAGAACAAAGUUCCUGGAACACAAGUCCAAAGGACAAACUUCAGAAGUGCAGUGUCUAGUAGCAAAAUUCGCCAGGUAAAUUUGAGAAAAAAGUUCAUUCUCUUUCCUACUAGUAAUCAACCAGAGAUGGACAUGCCUCUCGUCUUAAAUAACUUUUUGCGUUUGAGAAUAUUAGAUGCAAGUUAUACAGGGAUAGAAAAUUUGCCUUAUGUGGUAGGCAAUCUGAAACAUUUGCGACACUUGAAUUUGUCUGGAUCUGAAAUUCGUAGCCUACCCGACUCGCUAUGUAGUCUUUGGAAUUUGCAUGUUUUGAAUUUGGAUGGCUGCAGAAAGCUAGAGGCUUUACCGAAGAAGAUGAGGUACUUAAUUAAUCUCCGUCAUCUAUUUUUGGAAGAUUGUGAAUCAUUAACGGAGAUGCCAUCUAAAAUUGGAGAACUUACUAGCCUUAGAACACUGAGUUUGUUCAUAGUGGGUCAUAAUAAAGAUAGUCUACUUGAAGAAUUAAAAUGCUUGAAGCUGGGUGGUAAGCUUAGAAUCCGUAAUCUGGAGAGAGUGAAAAAUCCUAUGGAUGCAAAGAAAGCAACUCUUGCCGAAAAAGAAAAUCUUCGUCAUUUGUGUUUAGAGUGGAAGCCUGAGAAUACUGCAUCAAAAUCAUCGGAGGAAGAAGAUAUAGUGAGAGAUGAAAAGGUGUUGGAAGCACUCGAGUCUCACCCAAAUCUUGAAACUUUAGAUAUAAAGGGAUUCAGGGGUAGGUGUUUUCCAGUUUGGAUGUCGAAUUCAACUCUGGAGAAACUAGUUGGAGUAUAUCUAAAAAAUUGUGAGAAUUGUUUGCAUCUUCCACAGCUGGGAGAGCUACCUCAUCUUAAAUCCUUGAGUUUAAAGAAUCUCGCUCGGGUGGAGUACAUACUUGAAGAUCAAAGUGGAAAUCGAUCAACGAGCGUACAACAGUUCCCAUCUCUGGAAACACUGUAUUUAACAACUCUCCCCAAAAUGAAAGGGUUGUUAAAGGAGCAAGUGACGAUGGGAUCGGCUGAAGCAUUCCCAAAUCUCGAGGAGCUACAGAUAUUAGACUGCUCUUCGUUAAAACUGCCACCACUCUCGUCAUCUCUUAAAAAGUUGAAGAAAUUGGGAUGCAGUAGCUUAACUCUGGCGUCAUUGUCUGAGGUGGAUCUGAACACUCUUACCGAACUUUUCGUGGACUUCAAGGAGAAUACGGCGACAUCUAUCUCAAUUGAGACGCUGCAAAGCCUUACUAAUCUCAAGAAGUUGGAGAUUUAUAAAGCAUGUGAUGAGCUGUCUAUUCCAGAACAAGGGAUGCGAGCCUUGACAUCUCUUGCACAUUUAAGGAUAAAGGAAUGUGAUACACUGAGGUGUUUUCCCGAAGGGUGGUUGCGACACCUCACAGCUCUGGAGGAACUAGAAAUAUUCGAAUGCCGAGAACUAGUAGAGCUGCCGGAAGGGAUUAAACACCUCCACAACCUUAAAAAAGUAGGCCUGUAUAAACUUCCUAAAUUGGUUGGAGUUCCUAAAGCAUUGAACCACCUCUCGUCGUCACUCCUCUCUCUUAUCCUAUCCAGACUUCCUGAGCUGAGUUCGCUGCCGGAGUGGUUGGGCGAUAUGAAAUCUCUUCAAUCUCUGGGUAUUUAUCAGUGCCCAAAGGUAACAUCACUGCCAGGUAGUAUCAGAGGAAUGACGAAUCUCCGAUAUCUGUGGAUCAAAAAAUGCCCGGAAUUGGAAAUGAGAUGUCAGAGAGAGAAGGGAGAGGACUGGCACAAGAUAGCACAUAUUCCCCACCCGGAAAUUGGUGAACGGAUUCCCUAAUUGGCGGCUGUUUCAGACUACAGCUGCAAGUAUUUUUGUAUCCAGGAUCGGAUGCUGCAAUACAUAAUUGUGUUAUUCUUUUCGUUAUUCCUUCUCUUUUUGGCAUUUAUGUGAGUUAGCAUAAUUCCCCCGUUAUCUCUAUCUCUAUCUCUCUCUCUCUCUCUACAUCAGCAGAGUUGAAUAUAUAUUGAAUAAAUGGAGCAGUAUGUGAUCGAAA
This is a messenger RNA of Erythranthe guttata (spotted monkey flower), 3996 nucleotides long. Its product is annotated as putative disease resistance protein RGA3. Gene Ontology annotation, molecular function: ADP binding; protein binding. Lineage: Eukaryota; Viridiplantae; Streptophyta; Magnoliopsida; Lamiales; Phrymaceae. The record is from RefSeq and is a predicted model, not a curated record.